GGCCGGUGGACCGAGCGCCGCAGCCGCCACCAGAGGGCCACGAAGAGCCGCCCGCCCCUGCGCCCGGGUCCGGCGCGGCCACCGGCAGGGUCGGGCGGCGUGCGUGAGCGGAGAGCUCCGGGGGCGCCGAGCCGGGGAGGCGAGGAGGGCCCCCCCCCCCCCGCCGCCCCUGAGCCGCCUCCCCAUUUCGGCUGCCGCCGCCGCCGCCGCCGAGGGCCGCCUAGGUAGGGCGGAAGCGCGGCGGGGCCGGGCUGGCGACGGGUCCGGCCGUGCGCUCUGCGCGCUCUAGCGGGGCUGGGCUGGGCUGGGCGGCGCUGCGCCGGGCUGGGCGGAGCGGAGCGGAUCGCCGGCUGCCGCUGCCUUUGCCCCGUUGCCGCCGCGGGUUCGCUGCCUGCUCCCGCUCCCGCUCCGCCCGCCGCCUCCGGGGCUCCGCUGCCAGCCGCUGCUGGGAGAUGCGCCGUCGCCGGACCGUCGCCGGACGCCUCCCUGCCGGCUUCCGCGAGGCCUCCCGAUGCCACUGCCCUGCGCCAGCUGCUGUGACCCGUCAGAAGAUGGGGGUGGUCUGCACCUGCUCGGGACCCACCCUGGCAGCCCAAGUUGGACCCUGGAAGGCCCCCUGGAAAUGGAGCUUGCAAAUGUCUUCCUCCUGAGCCCCUGCCGCACUUCCGCCGCCCUCUGAGCAUGCUCUGCAGUCUCCCCGCUGGCACAGAUCAGCUGGUGCACGCAAGGACCUUCCAGUGACUUUGCCUCUCAGCAGAUUGAACUCCCCCCCCCCUGGUUGUUGCUGAGAGGGCCCCUCUGGGAUGGGACCGGACCGGACGGCAGGGAGGAGCGCCUGAGCAGCCAGCUGCCUGCUGUUUGGAAGGCACGUGUGGAGACGCGGGUGCCCCACGCAGAGCCAAGGACAGGCCUCCCUCUGCCCUGCCCCAUGUCUGGAGGCCAGCCCGUUGGACACUUCCUAGUGCUGCUGGAAGAAAGAGCUCGAGCCGGGCUCCUCACAGCAGGCAUGCGAUUCCUCUCCUGAUGCCAUCGCUGUUGCCUGCAGGCACCUGACCCCCCCCCCUCGUAGUGACCUCCCCUCCCCCCGCAAAGGAUGCCCAUGUUGUCUCGGCCAGCGGCCCGGGCCCCGCAGUGAUGGCUUGUGACUUCUUCUCCUGGAUUCUGCUCCUUCUCUGGGCACUGGGCCGCCCAGCGGUCCUCUCGAUGCACGUGGAGCCCCCGGGGCCUGCCCUGGAGCUGUCUGGGGAUGGUGGGCUGCUGGGCAGUGGACGCGUGAAACGUGGAUGGGUGUGGAACCAGUUCUUUGUGGUGGAGGAGUACACGGGCACGGAACCACUGUACGUUGGGAAGAUUCACUCGGACUCGGACGAAGGGGACGGCUCCAUCAAGUACACCAUCUCUGGGGAAGGGGCUGGCACCAUUUUCCUGAUUGAUGAGUUGACGGGGGACAUCCACGCCACGGAGCGCCUCGACCGGGAGCAGAAAACCUUCUACACGCUCCGGGCCCAGGCGCGGGACCGCCAGACCGACCAGCUGCUGGAGCCCGAGUCAGAGUUUGUCAUCAAAGUCCAGGACGUCAACGACAGCGAGCCGCGCUUCCUGGGGGGGCCCUACAUUGGCAGCGUGGCGGAACUCUCCCCCAUCGGUGAGUCCUCGGGCCGGGCGUAG
Sphaerodactylus townsendi is the source of this 1668-nucleotide messenger RNA. Its product is annotated as cadherin-22-like. Gene Ontology annotation, biological process: homophilic cell-cell adhesion; cell morphogenesis; calcium-dependent cell-cell adhesion. The transcript is spliced from 3 exons. Gene Ontology annotation, molecular function: calcium ion binding; cadherin binding. The record is from RefSeq and is a predicted model, not a curated record. Lineage: Eukaryota; Metazoa; Chordata; Lepidosauria; Squamata; Sphaerodactylidae. Bases 1135 to 1668 code for a protein of 177 amino acids. Gene Ontology annotation, cellular component: membrane; catenin complex; adherens junction.